AUGGAUCUCAUUGACCUGCUCUUCAGGACCAAAGAUGAAGCGGGUGGCUGCCAUGGCAACCAACCGUGGAGCGUCACCAUGUAUGACACACUGAGCCCAGAUGGAAAAGCUACUGAGGACUUCUUGGACACCCUGCUGGCCGGGAGUGAGUCUUCCUCAGCUCCGACCUCCCCCCCGUGGUCACCUCGCACCCCAGAGAGCGACGUGUCCGACAUGGCUGACAGCCACCGACUGCCCUCCUGCGCUUCAUUUCAAGGCUUGGACGGCACAUUGGCUCACCCUGCAUCUGCGCAGUUUCCACUCUUUAAGCGUGAAAAUGAAAUUGCGUCAGAUGUAUCCAUUGAUCUGGACUGGGAGUCUGAUGGCCUCCAGGAGAAAUUGGGAAUGGGAUACUACCUCACUUCUAAUCAGAGUUCCACAACGGAAUCCAGUCAGAAGCUGACAGUGAGGGACCUGCUCUUAUCUAACCUGGGAGAGAAAAGAGUGCAGCAGCAUCCCCUGCAAGAGCUUGUUCUCAAUGAGGAUGAGAAGAAACUUCUGGCAAAAGAAGGGAUCAGCUUGCCCAGCGAAUUGCCUUUGACCAAGUGUGAGGAGCGUGUCUUGAAGAAGAUCCGCCGGAAAAUACGCAACAAGCGCUCAGCUCAAGAGAGUCGCAAAAAGAAGAGAGAAUAUGUGGAUAGCCUGGAAGAAAGGAUGUCUGCAUGCAGCGCACACAACCUCCAACUACAGAGAAAGAUCCAACAACUGGAGGAGACAAACAAGGCCCUGUUGGAACAGCUCAGCCAGCUCCAAGCGCUCCUUCCUAACAACUCCAACAAAACAACCCAAAGAGGGACCUGCCUCCUUGUUUUGCUGCUUUCAUUCUCUCUCAUCAUUUCAUCAAAUAUGAAGCCUAAUCCCUAUAGUCAACCAAGCCAGGGAGAUUACGCGGAGACAUCAGUGCCUUCACGCUCCCUGCAGUCGGUCGACCAAGUGAAGGAGGUCCCUUUUAUUCGGCCUCCCUUCUCCAUAACCCGGACCAUGGUGUCCUUCAGUAGUGUGGUGGAGAAGCUUUUGAAACGUCUGCCCACGGCGGAGCUGCCAGCAUCCCAGCAGCAUGAUCACAGGCCCAACAGCAACCACUGA
Messenger RNA from Nerophis lumbriciformis (worm pipefish), 1125 nucleotides. Lineage: Eukaryota; Metazoa; Chordata; Actinopteri; Syngnathiformes; Syngnathidae. The record is from RefSeq and is a predicted model, not a curated record.